Messenger RNA from Symbiodinium natans, 630 nucleotides. NCBI's taxonomy places the organism in Eukaryota, Dinophyceae, Suessiales, Symbiodiniaceae. The record is from the annotation of a GenBank genome assembly.
AUGUGGCGUCGCGUGGCGCAGCCCCUGGCCGCCGCGGCGCUGCCGGCGGCCGUGGCCGUGCAGCGGCAGGGCGCGCACUGUGAGACCUGGUCCAACAAGAAGAAAGGCUGUCCUACAGCACAUCCAGUGCAGCCGAAGUCGCCCGUGCCCUCGGACAUCGACAUCGCCCAGUCGGUUCAGCCUGUGCCCGUGAAGCAGGUCUUCUCAGGCGCGUUUGGCCUGAAAGACGAGGACGUCUUCUCCUACGGGCCCUACAAGGGGAAGAUCAACUUAAACAUCUGGGACCGACUCAAAGACAAACCCAACGGCCACUACGUCGUGGUCUGCGGCAUCAACCCGACCCCUCUGGGCGAAGGCAAGUCCACGACCACCGUGGGUCUCUCCCAGGCAUUGGGUGCCCACCUGGGCCAGAAGGUGCUGACGAACAUCCGCCAGCCCUCCAUGGGUCCGACCUUCGGGAUCAAGGGAGGCGCUGCUGGAGGCGGAUACGCCCAGUGCUUCCCUAUGGAGGAUUUCAAUCUCCACAUGACGGGUGACAUUCACGCCAUCACGGCGGCGCACAACCUCUUUGCUGCCGCCAUCGACACCCGGUACUACCACGAGCAGCUGGGCAGAAAGCAAUCGAUUUAA